This is a messenger RNA of Drosophila ananassae, 1095 nucleotides long. RefSeq names its product palmitoyl-protein thioesterase 1 (gene Ppt1). Gene Ontology annotation, biological process: receptor-mediated endocytosis; protein depalmitoylation. Gene Ontology annotation, cellular component: lysosome. The record is from RefSeq and is a predicted model, not a curated record. The transcript has 4 exons. Lineage: Eukaryota; Metazoa; Arthropoda; Insecta; Diptera; Drosophilidae. Gene Ontology annotation, molecular function: palmitoyl-(protein) hydrolase activity. The coding region runs from base 65 to 985 and encodes 306 amino acids.
CACCAACGGUCACACUGGUGUCAGCUGACACACUAAACAAAGAGGGACGCCGACAUAAACAGGAAUGUGCCGACUAAUUAUUAUUCUGCUUCUGCUCCUGAUUCUGAUUGUGGGUUACUUGUGGUGGAAGCCCACUGCAGGUGGCUCCAACUCGGAGGUCCUGCCUGUGCUCCUGUGGCACGGAAUGGGCGACACCUGCUGCUUGCCCUUUAGCCUUGGUGCCUUUAUGGAGUUAAUCGUGGCCCAGACGAAGGGCACCUACGUACGCUCCGUGGAAAUCGGCGGAAACAUGGUCAUGGACUGGGAGAGCGGCUUCUUCAUCCACCCAAACGAGCAGGUGGACUACGUCUGCAAGCAGCUGCUGGCGGACGAGAAGAUGGCCAAAGGCUACAAUGCCAUCGGGUUCUCGCAGGGCGGGCAGUUCCUUCGCGCGGUGGCUCAGCGGUGUCCCCAGCCCCCGAUGCGGACUCUGAUUACCUUCGGGGGCCAGCACCAGGGCGUCUUUGGGCUGCCAUCGUGCCCCACCCUGUCCGUUGAGGCCUGCGCCUAUAUAUCCCGGCUCCUGACCUCCGCAGCCUACGCGACGGCGGUGCAGGAGCAACUAGUCCAGGCCACUUACUGGCACGACCCGCUAAUGGAGAACAACUAUCGCCGGGGAAGCACCUUCUUGGCAGACAUCAACAACGAGCUGUACCUAAACGUCUUCUACACGGAGAACCUGAACAAGCUGAAGAAAUUUGUGAUGGUCAAGUUUCUCAACGACACCGUUGUCCAGCCAAAGGAUUCGCAAUGGUUCGAGUUCUACACCUCCGGGCAGGAUAAAGUUAUCCAGCCCCUGAAGGACAGUAAAGUCUAUGAAAACUUGGGAUUAAAUAAAAUGCAAAGGGAUGGUAAACUGGUGUUUCUGGGCGUCGAGGGCGACCACUUGUCCAUAUCCAAGGCUUGGUUUAUUCAGAACAUAGUGCCUCUCCUACUCGAAAAGUGAAUCGAAACAGGAAAUAUUAAACAUUUUAAUUAAACAUGAUUCUAAGCUGCAAUUAUCAUUACGGAGAGGAGCAGUUAAUAAACGACGGGUGUCUCCCAGAACAUUUCUAA